AUGUAUCCGAUUGGUAAGCUCCUGAAUGUUGCAGGAAGCAUCGCCCUUGGAAUCCUCAGCUACAACACAUGGAGAUUCAUUUCCUUCCAUCUAGCCCUCUACGGCGAUCGAAAACUUGACAGAUACAAAUCCAAGAAUCAACGGAGUUGGGCUAUUGUCACAGGUGCAAGCGCAGGAAUUGGUCUUGGCUAUGCAGAAGAGCUCAUAACCCGAGGAUUCGGUGUCAUCAUUUUCGGCCACAAACUCGAUGAGCUCCAACAAGCCGAGAUCCACCUGAGAACGAUUUCAGACAAUUCCGAUAUCCGAAUCGUCAAAUUGGACGCGAUUACUGCAUCACCAACCGAAAUCAAGGAUGCCUUGAAUGAGUUCAAGCAACUGCAUAUCACAAUCCUCAUCAAUAAUGUCGGCGGUGCAGUUUCCUGGCCAUUCUACAAACCCUCCAGAGAACAUACCGCCGACGAAGUCGACAACACAAUCAACCUGAAUGCCCGGUUUAUGGCCCAGCUCACACGUCUUCUACUUCAACACUCACCCAACACUCUCCCUCCCUCAUCCUGA
Molecule: messenger RNA, 558 nt
Organism: Penicillium brevicompactum
Lineage: Eukaryota; Fungi; Ascomycota; Eurotiomycetes; Eurotiales; Aspergillaceae
Product: NAD(P)-binding protein
Exons: 1
Coding region: 1-558 (185 amino acids)
Biological process (GO): fatty acid elongation
Cellular component (GO): endoplasmic reticulum
Source: RefSeq, a predicted model, not a curated record